Trichosporon asahii var. asahii CBS 2479 is the source of this 2808-nucleotide messenger RNA. RefSeq lists its product as uncharacterized. NCBI's taxonomy places the organism in Eukaryota, Fungi, Basidiomycota, Tremellomycetes, Trichosporonales, Trichosporonaceae. The transcript has a single exon. Bases 1 to 2808 code for a protein of 935 amino acids. The record is from RefSeq and is a predicted model, not a curated record.
AUGGCGGUGCCGGACGCGCAACAGGUCAAACGACCUCCAAUAUCACUCUCCUUUAUUGAACCUCAGCGACACCCCAUUCAUCAUCCGGUAUACAACGGACCGUCCAAGCGGUCCACCAUCAGUUCCCCCGCAGACACAUCCAACAUCCGGACAAACAGCAUCUCCUACGAACGACGACCACCGAUACCCUCGAGAGACUUUCAGCCACCCCGCCCCGACUUGAACCGCGUCUGGGUCUUCCCCACGUCCAGCACCGCCAGUGUCGUGAGCAGUAAUGUCACGUCGGCGCCGGCGAGCCCCAUGCCCCUCUCGCCCAUGACGCUAAGCCCGACGACGCUGCCGUUCAGCGCUCUCGGUGCGUUCCGUCCGCGGCGGCCAACGGUUACCCGACGGCCAUCUGACGAAUCCGAUCCCGAAUUCCCGGACAUUGACACGUUCGACCUCGACGAGCCAGCGGGGCACUCGUCGCUGCGCGAUCUGAUGCUGAGCCCAGGUAAAGUCAUGGACGCCCAGCUGUACCAAGUUCUGAACAGUUCGUGGAGCGAGGCAGAGCUCGAAUUUGCGCUGUGCAUCGCCGUCGCGCGAUGGGAGGCGUUUGUGCCGCGAACGCCUAGUGGCACGGGCUACUCGCGCCCAGUGUGGCCGAUCGACGCGCUGGUGCCCCGGCACUAUGCUCGUCACGCCAACAAGUGGGACGAGUUUAGUCCGUACGACCCUGCCUCGUUCCGCGUCCCGGUGCGCGACACCCGGGCGCUGCUGCGCGAGGUGCUCCGCCGCGCAAGCGGGCAGGACCCCGCGAACGCUGUCGGCGUGCCCCGCCGCACGGCGUCGAGCGCCACAGUGCCCCGCGCAAAGCACUACCAGCGAUCAUCCAUGUUCAGCCACCGCAGCAGCAUGACGGUCGCAUCCCGCUCGCCGUCCCCCGACGCUGUCGCAGUCGCGCCCAACCCGGCCAAGUUCUUAACCGAGCACCUCAAGCUCUUCCCCGACCUGCACGAGGCGGCGACGGACGGCUCCAACUCGCAGAACGAGCAGUACCGCGAGACGCUACUGCGCGGGCAAAAGGACCACCUCCGCUCCGCCAGUAGUAAGCGGAGAGAAGAGUACCUGGCCAUGCUGGAGCGCACCCGCCAGCAGCGCGCAGUCGCCACCGCCCAGGCCAAGCGACGUAGCAUGUUCAGCCCGCCGCCCGUCACCGAGGUCGACGAGCGCGGCCUCCGCCGCCUCAGUCUCAUGAGUUCGCAGCCCAGCGAACGCAUGAGUAUCAGCAGUUAUGUGCCUCCGCCAGCGCAGCGGUACAGCCUCGUAUCGACGCACACAUCCUUUUCUCUCAACGAGGGACAAAGCACGCCCGAGACGUCGUUCACGACGCCGUCGUCGCCCGAGAAGCACGAGGCAGUCCAAACGCCAAAGUCGGCACAGGAGUACCAUGACGCGACUAUGGGCCGCCUCGAGGGACGCACGAGUGUGUCGGAGAAGCAGCCGGAGGACGACGAUGUCGACCUCGUCCUCCGCCUCGCCGAGAUGGGACGCAAGGGCAUGGCUGGCAGUCUGCCCCCCGGCGUGGUCGAGAGCGCGCGCGCCAAGCGGCAGGCGUCCCUCGGUCGCGACGUUUCAGUCCUCGGUAGCCCGCUCACGCCAACAAGCACGACGCCAAAGGUCCGCCGCUCGUACCGCGAGUCGAUCACGAGUGUCUCCUCCCGCGGCAGCCGGUACCCGAAGAGUCCCCGAAGCCCACUGACGCACUCUCACUCGCCGUCCGUGCCGAAUGGCGUGGGCCUGAAGCAAGUGCGGAUGAACGUGCCCGAGUCCGUUCUGGGCGAUAUGGACGGGGAGGCACACGACCCGCACGCCCUCGCAGCUGACAGUCCUGUCGAGAGCGACGCCAACGUGGUCAGCUCGGCCUGGCACGAGGGUCCAUUGGACGGUAUUGGCUCGGGCUUAGGCUCGUCUCUGGGCAACUUUGGGUCGGAUUUUGGAGUUGGGGAGGCGUCUGGCCGUCGCCGUCGAAGCGGAGCAGCCGCUCCUCGAUGGAGGCGGGCGACGCCGAGUGGCUCGUACGCGUGCGGCGCGAGAAGCAGCGACAGUCCGUUGCCUCGAGCCGCAGCCGCGACAGCCGCGCCAGCGCACUCAGCACGAUCAGCAUUCCCGAGUCGCUCGAGCUCGAGGGCGACUUUGAGUAUGGGAACAAGUAUCGCGAGUCUCACAUUGAGGCACCUGCCAGCAGCAACAAGGUGUGGAACACGGUUGGCAACUGGCUGUGUCCCUUACCCGAUGAUGCUGGGUGAGACUCGAGAGUGUGCUGCCGGUCGUCUCCCCGGACUACCAAUACUGGGCUGGCUGCCCAGUGACACCUCAGAAGAGGAGCCAGACGGCCCCCUCAUGGACAUUAGCUUGGAUGAGAAUUCAAGCGAUGUGGACUCGCCUCAGUCGUCUUUCUGCCCAGAGGAGGAAGACGAUGGCAAUUCCGGUCCGCUAAUGGACGUCAGUCUCGACCUAGGUCUCGACGUGGACGAACAUGACGACGAGCUCGACGACGAAUUCGACGAUCUGGAGAUCCUGGACGAAUUCGACGCGUUCGAUCCCGAGCACCACUACCACCCGCAAUGGUGCGACGGCGGGGACACGGAGAGCGAGCCCGAACUCCAGACACCCACGUUCACGCCGCCCUUCAGGCCAUUGUCGACAAUCUCGGUAUCGAGUGACGUCGAGCUGGACCCGCACGCGCAGCAUCGGGUGAAACUCCCCCUCGCAGCCGUGGGCGCCAGCUUUGUUCGGAGGCUCGCUGCGAACGGACUCCGGUGCUAG